AUGAGAGGGGCGGCGGCGGCGAAACCAGUACGGAAAGUGAGAGUCGGACUGGCAAGUGGAAGAGAGGAGGAGUGGUUGGGGGGAGAGAAGGGCCGCGCGCUGUCUUUCGCUCGGCGAAGAAGAAUUCACGUGGAUUACGGUCUUCUUCAUCCAUUAGCGGAAUUGGAUGGAAAACGGGGGGAGAUGGCGGCGGCGCCAAAAGUCGUGUGCCGGUCCCCUGAGGCGUUGGCUCGAAUUUGCCGGUGCAUUCGGCCCACUAAACGAUGGGGCGGCCGAAAACAGGCGGCCGCCGAAUAG
Molecule: messenger RNA, 297 nt
Organism: Bursaphelenchus xylophilus (pine wood nematode)
Lineage: Eukaryota; Metazoa; Nematoda; Chromadorea; Rhabditida; Aphelenchoididae
Source: the annotation of a GenBank genome assembly